Messenger RNA from Naegleria fowleri, 1386 nucleotides. RefSeq lists its product as uncharacterized. NCBI's taxonomy places the organism in Eukaryota, Heterolobosea, Eutetramitea, Acrasida, Naegleriidae. Gene Ontology annotation, biological process: nuclear membrane organization. The record is from RefSeq and is a predicted model, not a curated record. Bases 1 to 1386 code for a protein of 461 amino acids. The transcript is spliced from 3 exons. Gene Ontology annotation, cellular component: nuclear inner membrane.
AUGCCUCUCUUUGGAUCGAAUGAUGCCUCUACGCGAGGUCAUGCGGGUUUCUGGUCGAGUGUUUUGACAACCCGAGUCGGAAGAUCGAGAAUUAUCAGCGAUACACAAUUGAAGAUUGAAAACACCUGCGCUUUGUGGUUUUUAAAGAUAAUAUUUGCAAUUUUUCUAGUUGCAGCUCCAUUAACUUUGUUUUACGCAGAAAAUGAAGCAAUGUUAAUGCAACAUGCUUUUUUGGAAGUUGUGAGAUCAACUCGAACCAUCGUUGACCCCAUAAACUCAAAACCAAGACCUGAGAAUAAUAAUCAAUUAAUUUUCUUUCAUGUUCCUUCUCACAAUAUUCGCACUGAACAUCCAAUUCAAGAUCGAGAUUUUGGAUUGACGUUUAACGGAGCUUUUGAAGUCAAUAGAAAGACAGAAUACUGCCAAUGGAUUGAAAGUCAUCAUGAUGAGGAGAAAACUCGCUCUGAUGGCUCCAAAUAUACAGUAAGAACUUAUUAUUACAAUAGAGGGUGGGUAGACCAUUUGAUUCCAAGUCUUUUCUUUGAUCAACCAGUGGCUCAUCAUAAUCCUCAACGAGAUCCAUUUCCAUCUGUCACACAAAAAGUUGAAGGUGUCACUCUUGGAAAAUUCCAUCUUGGCCCGAAUUUGAUCGAAAAGAACCAAAUACCAGCAAGAAAAAUUGAAUUUUCACCUGAAGAACUAAGAAAGAUUACAAAUACUCCUGCAAACAGUGCCAAUAAUUUCAAAUAUAUUGGAAAUGGUUACUUCUUCUCUGCCUAUGAACCAUCCACAAAUGAGAAGGCGCUUAAAAUUAUGCUUGGAUUUUUAGAAGGCUCAUUAUUUGACUGGCAAGUUGGAGAUUUAUUUUCCAAUUGUCAGCCUGGUGAUAUUCGUGUGAGCUUUAUUCAUAAGAAACCAGAUGUCAACAAGGGAGUUUCUGUUAUUGCACGUCAGGCAAGCACCAAUGGAGAACUCGAACUUUUCAAAGCCUCCAAUGGAUAUCAUGUUGGUGUCGUUCACGAAGGAUACUACCCUUCACCAAAGGAAAUGUUUGAUCAAGAGAUUGAAUUCUACCGAUGGUCUAUGUCAGGUCUUCUUGGAGCAAGAGCUCUUAUUAUCGUGUGGGGAAUUGUUGUCUCUCUCGUCCUUCUCGGUGAUUAUGUUGCAAGUGUCUCUGAUUUAUUCCUCUCCACGACCAUGCUUUCCUCCUUAAUGAUCGGUUUCGUUUGGCUCUCUCUAUUCUUUUCUCAUGGUGAGGGUUUCACAUCGGCACUUCUCUGUUUGGGAGCGAGUGCAUUGAUUGGUUAUGUUUUACAAACAUCCACUUCACAAAAGCAAUUUGGUCAAAAUGAUGGUGUCUAUUCCUCUCAAUCCAAGAAAAACUAA